AUGAGUUUGUUUGGGACAAACGCCGGGUUCGGGACAGGAGGGACCGGUGUGUUUGGAAACGCGGCCACAGACAGUCACAAUCCCAUGAAGGUAAGUCAAAGCAGAGUAAAGGACUGAGAUGUUAAAAUGUCCUUCAUCUGCAGACUCAGUAUCUUACUGUUUGUCCCUUUGUGGUGGCUGUACUUUUAGGAUGUUGAAGUGACUUCACCUCCAGAUGACAGCAUCAGCUGUUUGGCUUUCAGUCCCCCAACCAUGCCAGGGAACUUUCUCAUCGGAGGUUCUUGGGCUAAUGAUGUGAGUUGAUUAUGUAAAGCUCUGUAAAGAAGUAGGAUAAUUUACUACAAGUUAACAAGAUUAGGGAUAACAGAUUUUGAAUGUGAAUUAAAUGAAAGUGAAAAUCCUGACACAUACAGGCUAGCCUUGGGCAAUCAAAUUCAGCCAGAAGGGGAGAGUGGGGUAAGAUGAGCCAUGUUUCAUAUUUCAGAUCACUACAUCAAGGCAAUCAUAGUUUUUUUUCUCUAACUAGUUUAUCUGCAUAUAUUUGAAGAUGUUGUGCAUCCCUGCAAACCAACAGAAUGUGUGUAAACAUAACUGUCUUGAUAAUAUAGCAUACCAAAAAAAGUGGUCUCCUAUUUUCAACUUAGCCCGUGUAUGAGGUUAGUUGACCCUCAUCCCUACUACCCCCCCACUCUCCACCCCAGCCCUCCCUCUCCUUCUCUCUCCCUAAAUAACAGUCACUUCUUCACAUUCAUGUGUAUUUCUAUCUAUUAUACACUAUUCAACUGGUACAAUAAUUCUUUUUAUUAUUGUUGCAUAUAACUGCUAAAAGACUGUUUUGUAAAAAGUCAUUUUAACAUGAGAAUGUCUUUAAGUGAUUCAGAACAUUCACAGCUGUAUUUUUGAAAAGAAAAAGUAACACAUUUCAACAAUCUGAACUGAAACUCUGAUCCUCUCAUCAGACUCCUUUACUUUCUCAGUUGAGCCACUGGCUCAACUUACCCCUGAAUUUAUUAGUCCUCUAAGCAAAAAUGGUGGACUCUAAUGUUAGGUUUUGACCUCAUGUUGGAGCUCAUAGAUACCACAAUUGAUGUAUAAAACCUUUACCAUUUCCAAGCACCAGGGGGUGGCUCAACUUACCCUUUGGCUCAACUUACCCCACUCCCCCCUAUAGCAGCGUUAUCACAAGUCCUUCUUGUUUUACCAAUUUUUUUCAAAAUUUUUGUUGACAUGAUCAGAGAGCUGAUAAUUGCUCUUUGAAUUAGUUGUAGAAGUUGUCGGUGGUGAAUCUUAUUGAAAGACGUUCCAGACAAUUUACUCUCCUUAUUUUGGUCAAUGAAAUGGACAAAAUAUCAGGAACACUAUAACACAGUUCAGUACAUAGACUGUAUAUACUAUGGAUAACUUGGUUUAGCCUACCGCCAGUAUACGGAUUUGAAGCCAAAACGCUCUCGGUAUUUCCAGGAUUUUUCUUCAUUUCCUGAAACCAGUGCUGUGCAGUAGCGUUGUGCGCAUUCGGCCGCGCAGUCACAGAGAGUCGCUGUGAUGACACUCGGCUCAAACAGCGUAUCCCCCCGGUGAGCUAUGCAAUCCCUGAACGCCCAUAGGCUGUAUCAGGUGUCAAUCAUAGAAAACAUGAACCCCCAAUAACUUUUAAAAAUGGAGCUUCACAGAAAAAAGAGGACUUGAGCACAAACCAGUCUUACAAUAACUACAUGUCAACAUCACAAGCAGGGUGGAGAAAAAUUUGUGUUCUGUGUAAUAAAUUUCUAAAGUUGGUCCACAGCUCCAUAAGCUUUGCUGGCAGAGGCGGAAUUUAUGACCUAUACUGCAACCCAUCAACAGAGGGUGCUGUUCUCAGAGUGGCUUCACCCAGCGAGAAGGCAGACUAUGUCCAUUCUUUAUACAGUCUAUGGUUCAGUACAUCACCGCCACGCACCACUUCUUCAACAAUGAGUAUACAGCGCAAUAAUCACCUGUCAACAAAAAAAUUAUAAGCUCCUUGAAUGGUAGAGCUGUUGGAUUGGAUUGCAUUAGAUUGCCAAAGUGCUCAUGAUUUUUGGGCUGCUUGGUGCACCUUUAAAAACAGGGGUGUACAAAGUGAUUCGGAAUAUGGUAAAAUCAAAAAGAAUAAAGGAACAAAAUACAGUACACUUAAAAAUCAGAAUAAAAAAAAGGCUUAGAAGCUCAUCCAACCAGUGGAUAACUAAUCCAACAGAAGGAUCCACCUCGGGAAACCCAAACAGUUUAAUCAAUCCUAAAGUAAAACACAGGAACCCAACAGCAGACCGAGAGAGCAGAGGUAGCAUCCAGUUGCAGUUAAGAUCCAAAAAGAUAAAUUCACCAAGCCUGUCUUCUUUGAAGUAUUCCCUCUAUUUUACAUGAUAAAUUAAUAAUGCACUUUAACGGUAGAUACAUAUUUUUCUAUGACAUGUAAUUUUGACACCACAGGUGCGCUGCUGGGAGGUGCAAGACAAUGGACAGACUGUCCCCAAAGCCCAACAGAUGCACACAGGUCCAGUGCUGGAUGCAUGCUGGAGUGAUGUAUGUCCCACAGUAAAAAGUCAUUCAAGCCCUGUAGUAAAUGCUGCAGAAUAAUUUAUGAUGUGCUACUCCCUUAAACCAGGACGGGAGUAAAGUCUUCACUGCUUCCUGUGACAAAACAGCCAAGAUGUGGGAUCUUAACAGCAAUCAAGCAAUGCAGAUCGCACAGGUAAGUCGUGAGCCCAGAGAUAAACUUUGUUGUCAUUAGAGAGAAGCAGAACUAUCUUACAUCGAUCAUAUUUUUUUUUUUACAGCAUGAAGGUCCAAUUAAAUCAAUUCACUGGAUUAAAGCUCCAAACUACAGCUGUAUCAUGACUGGUAGCUGGGACAAAACACUGAAGGUACAACAGCCAUUUCAGUAUAUCUAAUUAGUGCUUUUAAAUACAGACUUUAGUUUCAAAGUCAUUAUUCAAUCUAUCAAGUAUUUUUUAAUGUAGCACAGAGAAACAUGACUGCUUUUUAUCUCCCUCCUCAGUUCUGGGACACCCGCUCUCCCAAUCCCAUGAUGUCUCUGCAGAUGCCAGAGAGAUGCUACUGUGCAGAUGUUGUAAGUUGGAUUACACAGGUUUUCACUCUUGCUGAGUUUACAAUUUCUUAUGUUACUUUUUUAACUUCCCUGUCUGUAAUACGUAGGUAUACCCUAUGGCUGUGGUUGCAACAGCUGAGAGAGGCCUGAUAGUGUACCAACUGGAAAACCAGCCCUCAGAGUUUCGCAGGAUAGAUUCUCCCCUUAAACAUCAGGUGAAAUUUUUUGACCUUUGUUUCAUUUUAGCUAACAAUACAGCUAAACCAAUUGUUUUCAUGUUUGGUGUAUUGUUCUGCUCUGAUCCCCCAGCACCGUUGUGUUGCCAUAUUCAAGGACAAGCAGAACAAGCCAACAGGCUUUGCACUGGGAAGUAUCGAGGGCCGAGUGGCCAUCCACUACAUCAACCCUCCAAACCCGUGAGUAUCUAAAACAUCAGCUAUUUAGCGCUAAGAGAUUUUCUCCACUGCAUUGAUAUAAAACAUAACUAUGAUUAUAUUGUUUUUACUCAGUAAAAAAGUUAAUUGCUUUCAACGCCAAAGGCUUACUAAAAAAUGCAACAUGAAUUUACUCUCCUUUCCUCAGAGCCAAAGACAACUUCACCUUUAAGUGCCACAGGUCCAAUGGAACCAACACAACCACUCCACAAGACAUCUAUGCUGUAAGUCAUCUGGACAUUUUUUUUGCCUUUAGAGUGAUGUUCACCAUAUGAUUAAGAGGAAAAUGAGGAAAUUAGAUCAAUUUUUGGAGUUAUGUGUCAAGAGUUUUGAUCGAAAGUGUUUUAAUUGAUCACUUUGACAGCUAGUUAUAGAAGAAAGGUGGAUUUUAGAAUUUGAACCAGAGUGCCAUUGAGCUGUUGAAUCCUCCUCUGUCAUUGAUUAUCAGCCACAUUGUCGGCCCCAGAGGUGUCAACAUGCACAUGACCAGGCUCACUUCUUUAACUCUGAAAAUACUGAUUCCUUUAGGUCAGCAAUCUUUAAUAACUAUCAGAAAGUAUUGCUGUAUUGUUCUAAUGAGGUUUGAUCACUCCCAAAUCGUACCUCAAACUACAGAGUCUUAAAUGAGACCCUAUAAGUACAUCCAAUAAAUCUAUGAUGCUUCAUAUAUAAUUCCAUGACUUCUUAUGCUUAUUCAUUGAAAUUUUAGGGCUAGCUGGUGCUUGGUUUAGUGUGUUGACCGAUCAGAGACUGCACCAAGUUUUCGGCAAACUUUUACAAAUGUGAGUCAUUGCUGAUCGCAGUGUUUGGAUGGAUAUCCACCAAAUGAAGAAAAAGCAGAUUACUUUUCUAUAAAUGCCCAGCUCUGAAAUGGCCGUGGUAGGUACUAGUACAAAGUUACAAUUCAGUGUCAUUUUAUUCUACUUCCAUUUCAUUUUUACCCAUUUUCAUGAGAUUUAUGCAUGGAGCUUGACUGACCAAAAUACAGCUUUUUUUGUAUUCUAGUUAGUCACAGUGGAUAUGUGUUACAGGAAAUGUAAGCCUCAAUAUAUUUUAACUUCUAUUCCAACUUUUACCCCUGAAGUGAGGUGACAAAAGUUUCUACAACUGCAGAAGAAAUGUGCAAAAUCCUGGAGAGGCCAGUACAUUAUCAGAGAGCACAGUGAGGUGUACAUAGUUUUGUAACAAAGUCAUAUGCAUUGUCCACCCCCUCUUUGUAACACAAUGAUAAGACUCUUGGAUGUGUGCUUCAUUUGCCACAGCCAGUGAUUAUGACAGAGAACAGUUUAGUCCCACUGUAGUGACUAUGCUGACCUGAAUUUUAGUCACUGUCUAGGUGCGAGAGUGAGGUGUUUUUGACACGCUUCUAGAACAAUCCAAUGUCCAAUCCAAGGUUGUUGUUGAGUAAUAUUUUGUCACUCAUUGAUUUAAUGAAAACAAACAACAAAAAAGACAGAUACGUCUAACUUACAACGAUGGUGAUGUAAGUGAUGAGGGUGAGAGUGGCGUCAGAGAAUAGCGGUAAAAACCGUGUGUUUUUCCCGUUCCCCAGAUCACUGCUUCACCUGUGUGCCUUUUGUAGCAUUUACCCUAUUCACCUGAAGUGCCCCUUGUGGUGAUUGUGUGAGCAACGAAACAAAACCCCAAAAAUAAUGUCGAUAAAAUGGCUCAUACAUCUACUCUUUGGUGUUUUUGAAUAGACUUGGCUGUUGACACAGAGAGAACGAGCCUGAGUCAGCUAAAUCAAACUAGUCAUAGUUGUUGUUUUGACUGAUCUACUAAAUUCUAUUUUAUCCCUUCAGGUUAAUGCCAUUUCCUUCCAUCCUGUCCACGGCACACUGGCUACUGUGGGCUCAGAUGGGCGCUUCAGUUUCUGGGACAAAGAUGCUCGCACCAAGUUGAAGACCUCCGAGCAGCUCGAUCAGCCUAUUACAGCUUGCUGCUUCAACCACAACGGCAACAUCUUUGCAUAUGCUUCUAGUUAUGACUGGUCAAAGGUAGGGGGGGGGGGGUCCAGUUGUGUAUAGGCUGAGUAAGUGGACCCCUGACAGGUCUUCAUUAAUGCGUUUUUAAUGUGUUGUCCUCAGGGCCAUGAGUACUACAACCCCCAGAAGAAGAACUACAUCUUCCUGAGGAACGCUGCAGAGGAGCUGAAGCCUCGGAACAAGAAAUGGUGAGAGAAGGGCAGCCACUGUCUGUUAACCUGGACAUCAUGGUCUCUGGAUGGGGCUGCCCGACUUCCUCAGUGCUCUUGUGACUCACACUGGGGCCUUAUAGAAACCCCAUGAACUCUGCUGUGCAUGGAUUUGGGUACUGCUCAUAGAUUUGAUUCUAAUUUCAGCACUGCUGUUUACUGCUAGUGGUAGCCAUUUUGUACGGAAAUGGUUGUAAGCUGACGUGAGUGUUUAUUCAAAGGAUUGUGUGGUUUCUCCUGUGAAAUGUAAACACGCUGCCUUUACACUUGUGUAAUAAGGAACUUUGUAAAGUUCCCUGUUGGCUUUCUUACAGCUUUUAGAUGAAAAACAGUGAACUUUUGAGUGUAUUUACUGACAUGAGGAUGAAUGUGAGGAUUUAACUUCUGAAUUUAUGGACAUAUAAUGAAAAUAUAUUUUUAAAAUCAUGUAAGCUGAAAUUUAUGAUAAAACAAUCCUAAUCUGCUCUAAAAAGGACUUUUUUCUCCUUCAGAGUGAUAUUGUACUGGAUAUUCUGUGCAGAAGGAGAGCCAUGCUAAAUUCCCUUUCAGAAAUAAACCAAGCAUCAACUCUGAAAAAGAUUUUUGUGACUGACUGCUUCCUCCUGUCUGUAGAUUCACCGUGCCAAGUCGCAUCUCUUCGGGGGAAAUGCAAGGACCUGCUGCUUUAGUGUGUGUAUACGCUCGAGACAGACUCCUUCCUUACGACAAACAUCUGGACCAACGCUACGCCGCUGUGUAUUGUGCAUGGACCAAUCAGAGGGGCCUACCAUACCCGGUGUUGAUGACAGCUGCGUGACACUUGGUCUUAGAAGUGGUCAUAAAAGGGCAGGGCUUCUUUUCAGUCAUCUUGUUAUUCUGUGUUUUUUUUUUUUUUUUUUUUACAUGUGUCCAGUCCUUCAUUUUUUUUACCGCUUUCCAAAGACUUAUGAUUCUCUUUUGAUGCUGUCAUUUGUUGGUUUAGGUCAAUAAAUAAAACUGGGAUGUAAAAUAAGCACAAGUGCAUACUGUUAGAUUUCAACACCUUGCUUCUAACUUGAGAGGGUAAGUCGAUAAAGAGAGAAACUUUUGUGUUUGCUGUCUAAAUGUUUAGGAUAUGUUAAACUAUGUUGUGCAUGCAAACAAUGAACUUGACCACUCUGAUAUUCCAGCUGUAAACUCAUUAUGCCAGAGUCUUAACAUGUGAAUCACCACAAAUCAAAAUGAUAAACUUCAGCUAACAUCUGCACCGUCAAGAGCCGUCUGUCUGCUUGUCUCAGUGUAAACCAACCAGCAGGUGGAGUAUUUCUUCUAUGUUCUCACCCCAAGAGCUACCUGUAGAUCAGUCCUGAAGCUGAGGUCAGAAAACUAAGCAGAAAAAAAACAAGAUCAAAGUAGAACAGGGGUUCUUCAUCUGACUCCUUUAGACGGGGACACAGCUGGAAAUAAGGGAUUUAUCAAGGGGAUAUGAAUGAGCUGUCACGGGCUGCCACAAAGGCUAUGUGUGAAAUGUGAACCGGUUCAUAGAGGAAGAGGUGUGAAUUAAAAGCCUUUUUAUUGAGGUCAUUAGAGUAUCACCUCACUGUUAGCCUGACCCUUGAUACUUAGCAGUGGAACUCCAAGGCACCGGGGGCGGGAAUGUGGUGCUGCAACCACAGCUGGCGGCUCCUCUCACCUGUCAUGAUUUGACACCAGUCCCAAUCCUUUAGACCUCUAUCUCCUGUACUUCUUUGUCAAAGUACUUCAAGUUUUUCUUGGAAAAAGUCCAUCAGAAUAACAUAAAUAAGCAUGACUUGCUGGCUCUUUGCAUUAACAGUAGGAUUUAUUUGGACAGACCUGUAGCCCUUGGAUGCUUAGAUCCACCCUGACCUGCAAAGCGGUUAUCACUGUGUGGUGGUAGCACAGAGGGAGAUCACAUUAUGGCACUUCAAACAAACAAGUACACCCUUUGAACCACUAAUGUAUACCCUGUUUUCUGCAAAAUAUGAAGAGGUUAUGAAAAGUGGCUUGAUGUGUCAUGACAGAAGGAAACUACUAAGUAGGGCUUUAAUCAGAAAGGAAGAGGCAGAUGUGUGUCAGUCCUACAACUUUGAUAUUGGCCUCCCAUAAGAGGCUCGAUAAUUAUACUAAAUUUAGUGAUCACUAUACAUAUAGAGGACGGACAGACAGACAGAUAGAUAUAUAGAUUUUUGUAUCAGUCCUACAACUUUGAUAUUGAUAGAUAGAUAAUUAUACUAAAUUUAGUAAUAUAACUACAGAGAGAGAUAGAUAGAUAGAAACCCAACAACAUGACAUGCUUUUAAGCUGAUUGUUUUUAAAAGUUGUUGUCGACGGGAGUACAACUUUUGAGAAGUUUAUAUCCAUUUUAGCUCCCUGUAAAGUGUGUAACUGCCUCGUAAAGAUGAUAGAGUUAAAGUACAGUUUUGUUUUUUUUAAUUAAUGCGUAUAAAUGUGAUUUGGGUGAGUGUUGCCGAGACGAUUACUUCCUCGUUACAGUAGCACCAUGUGGUAAUCAGUGCCGCGCUUUCCUCCCGUACAGUAGACUGUUUCUUUGUGCUGUAAAAGACAAAAGCAGGUGCAGCGCAGAGAAGGCGGACAAUUGGGAGGAGCUGCUGCUCAAGUUGGCACUCAGCGGGGAAGCUGAUUGGUUGACAGUUAUUCAUGGGCGUGGUCUUAGUCAGAGAGUAUAAAUUCUCCCGGCACAGCUCCACUCGGCGUCAAAAAAGCAACCGGUGUGGAGGAGUGUCCUCAGCGGGAGAGCCACAGUUGUCCCCAGGUUGCUCCGACUUUAGACGACGAACAACCCGAGAGGGCGACUAUACCGUUGUAUCGUGAGAUAUUGAGUUGUUUCCUUACUGAUGCUGGGUCGCUGUUAAUCGUUCAGAAACAUUUCAGCGUGCUUCCGGUCUUCUCUCCAGCCGCCCAAUGCUUCUGCAUCAGUGCAUGAACGGAGCCCUGGAAGUCAUGCAUCCCACCUCGCUGCAAAAAGACACAACUUUUACCAAAAUCUUUGUCGGCGGACUGCCGUACCACACGAACGAUGCCUCACUGAGAAAAUACUUCGAGGCCUUCGGGGACAUUGACGAGGCGGUGGUGAUAACGGACCGACAGACCGGUAAAUCCAGAGGAUACGGCUUUGUGAGUACAUCCAGCACAGCUCUGCAUGCAGCGAGCAUUCACAACUUUUGACUACUACACGACCUCAUUUAAAGCUAGUGUUGCACUGAAACUCUUUCAUUUGUCUUAUCUUAAAAGCACGCUUAUGUUCACACUUGUAUGAGUCAGUGUCUCUGCCCCUGUGUUUUUAUGGAGGGUAAUAUGACUAAAUAACCUGACUUUCCAUACAGGCCUUCUGUCUGAUAUGUGUCAAAGGUAAUCCCCCCUCUGAAGCUGACAUGCAUAAUUGCACAGCAUCUCUCUUUUCGCUUGGCUGGCUGUUGUUUUAGCUUAAUGGGGAUGAGGAAGAAUCACACAAGUUAAUGGGUAACUAAGAAGAUUAUAUGUCAUCAUAUGUCUGAUGUGAAACCCCCACUACCACCACCACUCACCCCUGAGAAGCCCCAGCUUUUAGGUUUGUGUGUGUGUGUGUGUGUGUGUGUGAGUGGGAGAGAGAGAAGGAAAAGGAGAGAGAGAGACAGUGUGCACAGUGCACUUCUUUCUUGCUUUAUAUGGUUAUUUUUUAGCAGUGGGGAGGUUGACCUUGCACACCCUGCCCUCCAUUGUCAAGGACCGGAGCAUUCGGCUGUAGCACAUGAUUUGCAUCACAUCUUGGCUGCUUAGAGAGAAAUUCCACCAUCAACCAACUAGCCCUCUUGUACUACUAAGUUUAUGUUCUAUUUCCCUCACGAUUGUUUCAUUUUUGAGGCAUUUGGCAGGUUAAGCAUUACAAAACACUUUCAAGUCUGUAAAUCCUGAUUCAAGUUGGAAAGAUGCCAUUUAUUGGUGUCUAAAUUACCGUGUAAUCCUUUGCCACAGCCUCUUCAAGUCAGGUUAAUGAAAAUUAUGUAAGCACUCUUGGUGUGAUCUUUUUAAAUAAACACUAAUCUGAGAUUUGUUCUGUUUAAUUUAGAAAAAAGGUACUCAUUCUCUCUUUGACACAUAGAACAGAAGCAGCACAAGAAAUGCAAAUAUUUACCAGAGCCAAAGGAAGACAUUUCAGUCCUUAUGUACCACCGGGCCAAAGAAGGAAUGGAAAACUGCUAUGUGUGCAUGUUUACGUCUAAAGCCAGAAUUUGAAGACAAUUGCUUUCUGUGUUUACACAUCAGCUCCUUAACACUGAGGAAAGAGGUCCUGUGAGUCGAGCUGGAAUCAAACGGCUGCUUAUUGAGUCUUGUGUUUCAGGUUAAACUGGCUCAGGCCGAUGUGGGUGCUGCCCAGGAAAAAAGACACACUUUUUUUGUGCAACAUGAAGCAACCUGAUAAUUCUGUUUUCUGCGUGUUCCAGUUGGAGAGGUAGCUGGCAGCAGGAGGGAUGGGAGGUGCCCCAAAGCUGAGCGUACCUUUUUUCUAAACACACUUCAGAGGUGGAUUAGUAGAACCCCCCACAGCAAGUCUCUUUCCAGUGUAAACACAGUCUCGUUCCUUCCUGUGUGUUCACAACACAGACCCUGGAGUGGGCUUUGUUCCGGAUCCUUCCACUAUGGAGAGGCACACUGCUUUUAAAAACGUCCUCUUCAACAAUGCAAGCCAUGGCCUACAUUCAGCGCUCGGUCCACACACUGGGGUGGCUGAACCCUCUGAGUUGGCAGAAUGUGGCAAUCAAAACAGAAGGGCUCUUCUAAUGCCAGGAGGGAGAGAGGAGGGGUGGACUAAUACCAAUCUCCUUAAUAUUUCGUCCCUAAUUGGAUAAGCUCCUUGUUGCUCUUCCCAGAUCCAUAUUUCAGCACUAGCCGGAGCUGAGUGGCAGUCAAGAGGCUGGCUGCUGCUGCUGUUGUGGGCAGUUUUCAAAGCUUAUCAUUGUGCUUUGUUAGGAGUUUUCCUUCUUAUUCAGAGACACUGAGUCUUAACAGUGGAAAGCCUGUAGGGGGGAUUUUAUGAUGAGACCAAGUCCCGUCUUAUGUGUUUCAAGUGUUUUUGAUUUCCCCGGAUAGUUAAUGUGUAACCAGUUGGGGAUGCCAUGCCUUAGCGAUUUGUUUGUUACAUGAGAUCAUUGUUUCAUUUAUUACAGUCCUUGUUUAUGAGUCUGACUUUGUCACCAGGUUACCAUGACAGACCGAGGAGCAGCAGAGAGAGCCUGCAAGGAUCCAAACCCCAUAAUAGAUGGAAGGAAAGCCAAUGUGAACCUGGCCUACCUGGGUGCUAAACCCCGCAGUAUACAAACAGGUGAGAUUUGUUUAAUUUUCAGCGGCAUUAUUCAAAAAGCUUCAAAAUAACACACUACUAUCCAUACCCCCUGGGAAAAAAAGGAUUUAGAAGAGAAAACCUUAGGCCACAGACCCAUGAAGUAAAACCACACAUAAUAAAAAAACAUCUAAGACCGUAAUUCAGAGUGACGGCGCUUUGAUUUGGAGCUUAGUGAAGACAUUGCGGAGCAAAGCUGAAAUCAUUAAAUACCUGUUUGAUGAGCAGAGAUAUCCUGUGGUUUAGUUAUAAGUAGUACUGUUCUGUCAUCUUAUAGAUUAAAGGACAAAGUUGACUGUAAUUCAGUAACUUUUACAAGCUUAGUUUAGUUUAUGACAGCACAUACCUACAGCAUUUUCCAGAUUUCAUUUGAGAAACACCAACACUCAGCUCCUUAAAUCAUACAUGUAAUUAAGUGUCAUAUUGUGCAUUUAUAUUUGUUGUUCCAUCCACGGUCGGUCUGAAACAGACCCCCUCUCUGUCUCUCCCUGCUCUCUGUGUAUUGUUCUCUGGUCCUCCUCUGUAAAUGCUAAUGUGUGCGUCUGACAGCCGGCCUCCUAUCUUCCAGGCAUAUCCAUCGGAGUGCAGCCCAUUCACCCAGCACUCAUCCAGAGGCAGUAUGGGUAAGUGAGCGGGAGUGGGCGCUUGUUGUAUUCACUUGUGUUUCUUUCUUUGGGAUGCCACCAGGCUACUAUUCCUUUGACAGCUGAGGCCUCUGGAAUGAACGUGUCAGUUUCUGUGUCCACGUGCAACUCCAGGAGUAGUCUAUUAACAUAUCUGAGUUCUGCAGGGCUGGGAGAUGGUUCACGUAUCUGUGGUAAUAGAAGAGCAUUCCAGAGGUGAUCGCGUGACUCACUUUUUUUGCCCUCUGUCAGGAGCCUCUCCUCUUGUUUACCUGCAUGAGUGGGCUCUGUCACUGAGAAAGCUUCCUAGAAGUGGUCGUGUUGUAGAAACAGCCUGGACAGCGUCUUGGAGCCAUGAUCUACCGAGCAGCUAAUGAGUGCUUCUCUGCAGUAAUGACUCUCCUCACCCCCCACUGCUCUGCUAGAUCAUCCCUAACCCCCAUUCAGGCUUUAAACACGGAUACCUUGGACCAGUCCAGUAGAGUAAUUACACAUUUUUAACAAUCAGUGAUUACACACUUACAUACUCACUAACAGCGAAAUAUCUCUGCAAAAUAAGACCCUUAUUGGUUUACCGUACAUUUUUAUUAAACUUAAUUAACAACAAAUUUUCUUAUCAUCAUUUGUCUAAACUUAAAGUGUAUCUGUUUGAAUGUUAAGUCAUCAAAUCUUGAAAAAACUGGCAGAGCAGUGUUCAGUGAACUACUCUCAGCUGUCUUCAACGCAGUUUUAGAUCUCAGAGUAUUUCAGUGUAUAUAGUGUUUCUCGGAAAUCCCUGGACCGUCCACAGGGACAUGAGUAAAAUAAGAAACACUUACAAGAUGCUACAGGAUUUAUAUAUCAGCUUUAUUACCCAGUAAGAUCUCAGUGGGUCUGAUGAGAAACACAGGGUCCACUCGGGACAUGUCUCAUCAUGUUCGAACCUUGAAGAGGACACUGGAAAGUCCCUUCUUGGUCUGUGCUCCUUCUACAACAGUGAGCAUGGAUGGCACAGAAGCCCUGAGGGUCCAAAAUGUGGAGCACAGUCUCGCUCUAAGGCUUUUGCCCGACAGGUGCUGGCUCAUAUUACAGCUUCAUACACCCCCUAAUCUCCCAUGACCACCACCCCAGAGACGUACUGAGGCCCAUGGAGCACCUGUCUGCCUGCCUCUGAGUUUCCUCUGUAUGCUGGGUGACAGACGCUGGCCUCCCUAAGAUGCAGAGCACACAAGUGGCUUUUCUUUCAGCCCCUCCUCUCCCCCUCCAGACCCCUCGACAACAUAUGGUGUGAGGAUGGGGUCUGAAGUAGGAUUUUGAGCAGUGCUGGGGUGUAGCAUGUAGCUGUGGUGCUCUGGCUAUGGCUUACCGCAGAGUCUGUGGGUAAAGCCGUUGUCAGCAGAUGCUGUAAAGGCCAGAGGGGGUCACUGAGGCCAGAACAAUGUUUUGAUGAGGAGGGGGGAGUUUUCAAUGAGCUUGCAGAUUCAUUUCCCCUCAUACAUCACCCCUUCACUCGGUCCACUUCCCUGGGCUUUCCCACGUCAUACCCCAAAUUUAUUGCUUUUAUAACCGGUUCCCACUUAAAGAUCUUUCAUUAAAGGGGUGCCUCUACCAGCGUGUCAGAUAGAGGCGAUGAAAACUGACACCUCUCUGAGACAAAAGGGGGGGGUUGUAGAGGAGAUUGAGGGGGGAGGGUACCUGGGUGUAUUCUGGUCCUAAUGCUUAAUGAGGCUCUGUGCUCCCAAGGAAACACACCUCUACAGGUGCCAAACAAAACACCCUCUCCCUCCUGCUAUCAAAGACUCCUCACAAUCCUCUCUAACAAAGAAGAAAGGGACGAAUAUCAAGCCCUCUCACAAGUUAUUGUGAGGUGUCGUUUAAUUCCCCCCACUCAGUCCGGACCCAUCUGUUUUCACACGUUGUGUUGUUGUGAGUCAUGUGCUGAAGGUCAUUUGUGUUAUCGUGUAGAAAAAUUUAGCCGCUCAGUGUGAUAUCGCCAUGGUUUUUUUUCACAUGAGCUCAUUAAGUGGCUGUCAUGUCGGUGAUCACUCUGUCCUGUUUUGUUGUGUAGGUAUGCAUCAAAUCUUUUUUUUUCUUCUGAGCAUGUCUCUCUCUGGUCUGGGCCUGCCAUCCGCAGAGUGGCACUAUGUCAAACACACACAGACUGGCCGUCAGCACAAAACCAGCUGACCUAUGAUCUUCUGGCCGUCAUCCACAUUCCCUUGCCGCUGUCCCACAAUCCACUUGGCAUCUCUGUGGCCCCUGGGAGCUGGAUACUGUCUCUAGCCUCCCCUGGUCCUCAUCUCCCUCUUUUUUUAAACCCCCAAAGAAAGGCUGCAACUCAAGCGAACAUCUCCAUCUCUACACACAGCAAAGAUAGACCUCUGUGGUUUAUCUUUUUCUCCCUCCAGCCUUUUUAUUUGAAAUUAUUUCCUGUUCCACUUUACCUACAGAAGGUCACUUGAUUUUAAGCCCAGAUUACUGUGAACUGCCCGAGGUAACACGCUGCCAAGGCUGAGGAGGGGGCAGGCUCAUUAUACAUGAUGCGAGUGAGAGCACAUAUGCCCCUCAGCAUUAAUGUAUGGUCAUGUUUGAAAGCUGUGUGUGAAACUGAAUGCCCCUUUUGUGAGUGGCUCAAUAGCACUGUAAGGGCAGAGUGUAGAUUAUGCCCGUGGGUAGGGGUAACAUUCAUUUGCUUACGCUUCCUCGUUGCACGCCGCUGUCGUCUGGUUUUAUGGCUAUCGCUGUUUUUCCCUCUCUCCACUCCACAGAUGUGUCUCACUUCGAUGUAAAAUUGUACUCCUGUGGUAAAAUGAAUUUUUUAAUCUGCAGUUUUCUUAGCUAAAGCUGACAUUAGCUUUGUCAUAGUGUACUGUAAGUGGGAGUUUAUUUAACAUUUUUUAAUUAGCAGGAUUUGAAGCAACACUUAAAGAUUUCACAAGUCUUCAACUGCCUUUUAUUAUACAACAGGAUCAUUUUAAUGUUGUUGAAAAAUAAUCACUGCCUCAUACCCAACCUUCUGCUGUGGUUGCUCUGUGCUGCCAGCUGACCGGGAUCAGAAGAUGUCCACAGUUCAGGACUAGUCCAGAGGAGGGGUGUGACAGACAUACGUGCCCAACAACACCCCCUUUCCUCCCUCCCUCAACCAGCCUCUCUCCAAGGUGCCGAUGAUGGCUUGAGAGUGCAGUGCGGUGUGCUGUGAUGGAUUGGAGUGCCUUUUUUUAUCUUUUCCCUUUUGAGUGAUAUGAGCUGAAGGGGUUAUGCUGAUUGCAGUGUGACUCUUUCCCUAUUAUGGCAUGGUUUGGGGUUUGCAGUGGUUACUGGUGUGUUGGUGGGUGAAUGAGUGGAUGUGUGAGGAAGGGAGGGGACAGGGGGUGGAUAUGAGAGGGUGUGUGUGUGUGUGUGUGUGUGUGUUAGAGAGCGUGAUGACAUCUCUAUCCAUGCAUGCUUCCAUCCUUUGCUGUGUUGAUGUCAUGGCUGCUACUCAUUACUGAACAUUUUCUUCCUCUGUGGAAGAAAAAAAGUUAAAAAUGAAAUUUAAUAACAGGAAAAGAGGAUUUGUGUGAGUAUUGAGAUGCAGCUGUAGAGCUUCCAUCACAGUGACAUUUAUUUUGACUUUAUUGUCUUUGUCACAGGGUGUGGAUGUGGAUGUUUUCCCUUAAAACUGGAGUUGGUUACAUCACCCUUUAGUAGAAGGAAGGGGUCUUUUCCUCUCUGCCACAGCCAUUCCUCCCUGUAGACAACAUACCCAGCAGGGACACACCAAGAAACUGGCUGAAAAUAGACUGCCAUAGCCUCCCCCCCUCCCCUUUUUCUUACCCUUGUGGAUAAAGUGGCAAAGCAAAGGCAGAAAAAGAGGAGAGACAGUGCAGUCCCCAGAUUUUAACAGCUCUAAUCAGCUACAUCUGAGUGCCGGCCUCCUGAGUCCUGGCAGAGCCCAGCACCCAGCCCUGAUGAGCUCCCUUGCCACCAUUAACUCCCCCAACUAGCAUCAUCACCGCCGACAGUCUGCAAGAGAUUUACACACCAAGUGAGAAGUAGCAGACUGCAACUUCUGCACAGCCUUCAUGCACUUCCCCUUAUUGUCCGUGUGUGUGUGUGCGUGUGUGUGUGUGUGUGUGUGUGUGUGUGUGUGUGUGUAACGAGUGAAGAGCAGCAGCUGUUAAAACACUCUGCCGAUGCCUGGGCUUGAAUACCUGCCAGUAACGGCUGACUCUAUCUUUCAACCCCCCUCACCCCCCCAGCUCCUCCCCGCCCAUCUACCUUAUGAGGCCCUACCUAACAGGUUUGGUCAGUUUGACUAACCGAAACAGACAGAGAGUUGAGUCACCUUUACCUCCUAACCUGCUUUGACUCUUGUCUGUUUUCUCUUUUAAUAACAGUGGGUAUCCAUGUAAGUGCUCUCUUCAGCUAAGAACACCUACAAACGGUUUAUAAUCCCAGCAGGCUCGUCCUCUGAGAGUAAUGUAAACAACUGAAGCCAGACUCUUGGAUUUCUUUGCUCUGUAAUAACCGCCCUCCCCUUUGGUCUUUGUGUCUGUGCGCAGGAUGGCCCAACAGUACGUCUUCCCACAAGCUUUUGUGCAGCCUAGCCUGGUGCUGCCCACUCAGGUUUCCACCUCCGUCAGCACCAGCCCCUACCUGGACUACAGCACAGCCUACGCUCAGUACGCCCAGGCAGCCUUUGAGCAUCAGUACCCGUACGCCGCCUCCCCGGCCAGCUACCUGGGCUACAGCUACGCCACCAGCCCCACAGCCACCGCCGGCCAAGCCUCUGCCGCCACGGCUCCAGCCACUGUCCACCCCAGCCUCUCCUCCGCCACCGGACCGGGCCAAGCCUUCCUGCACUACGCCCCACAGCAGCACAUCCAGCCAGACCGCAUGCAGUGA
Messenger RNA from Xyrichtys novacula (pearly razorfish), 16501 nucleotides. The record is from the annotation of a GenBank genome assembly. Lineage: Eukaryota; Metazoa; Chordata; Actinopteri; Labriformes; Labridae.